CUGAGCGCGGAGCCGGCCCGGCCUCCCGCACCGCAGCCUUCGUUCCCGAGCGCCGCCGCGCGGGGCCCCUGAUAAAAGGGAUGCGUGUGCCGGGCUCCGCGGCGAGGCCAUCACCGCGGGUCCUUUCUAGUGAGGAGGGAGGCCGGUGUUUCUCCCUGGUCCUCGUCCCGGGUCCGGGUUAGCCUCCUGUCGGCGUUUGUAGACCUGAGCGGUCGUGCGGUGCUGGAGCGCGGACCUUGUACUGAUCGAUCCCCUGGGCUUUGGGGGGAGAGUGUGCGCCUCCUACUUGUCAGGUUGUCGGUCGUUGUCAGAGCUCUAAUCCUUGUAUUUGCCUGCAUAUAUACGCAUUCAUACCCUCACAGUGGAUAUAAUUUAAUUGUAUUCAGAAUAUACUCAUCUGAGUGUAUUUUCAUCAAAAGCAUGAAAGAGUGUAGAAAAGAUUUUAGCCCAGGGUUCAAAGCCCGCUUAGCCCGCAGCACAACCCCACAGGCCUCUUGCUAAGUCUGAAUCUGCGCCGCGAUUCUGAGGUCCUCUCCUGUCCCUCGUUCUGUUGCGUCGCGCUUCUUCAGGAUGCUUUAGCCUGUUCACGCUUGGUGUGGAUGAGUGUAUGGCUUUUGUUUCCUUCUAGGGUUACCCUUAACCUCUCGGCUGGAAAUGUUUGACCUGCCCAGUGAAGGGUGCUAAGUUUUUGGCUCUGUCGAAGCUAGUAUGUAGUCAGCCUUGGGAGGGAGGGGGGACUCCCUGAAUGGUUUAUUUUCCUUACUUUCAAGUCUGCCUGUGUAGAUACUAACCAGUUUUCCUUUUCCUUGGCCCACUUUUUGCAGGAAGGUAGUCUGGGAACUAAACCCUUCUCGUUAGCAUUUUCGUGUCUCUUGGCCGUGUUCAGACUGGUUUGAUCCCUAUCCAGCGGAAUUCCUGAGAGGAGAUGAAAUCCAGGUCUCCUACUCCUCCGCCAUCUUGCUCUGCCCCCUUCAGGUGUUUGUUUUGUCUUGCUGUUUUAAAAUUAAAUCAAAAUGCCCAUAAGACCAGAUCUCCAGCAGUUGGAAAAAUGCAUUGAUGAUGCUUUAAGGAAAAAUGAUUUCAAGCCUUUGAAAACACUUUUACAAAUUGAUAUUUGUGAAGAUGUGAAGAUUAAAUGCAGCAAGCAGUUUUUCCACAAGUUGGAUGACCUUGUAUGCAGGGAGCUUAAUAAAAAGGAUAUCCAAGCAGUUUCAACCAUUUUGGUUUCUUUUGGAAGAUGUAGCAAAAAUAUCACUAUAUUGGGGCAAGCUGGACUUAUAAAUAUGAUAAAACAAGGACUGGUCCAAAAGAUGGUUGCCUGGUUUGAAAAAUCAAAGAAGAUUAUUCUCAGUCGAGGAAACUCAAAAGAUGAGGCAGUUAUAAAUAUGAUAGAAGACUUAUUUGAUCUUCUGAUGGUCAUAUAUGACAUCAGUGAUGAAGGUAAAAGGCAAGUAGUGGAAAGUUUCGUGCCUCGAAUCUGUGUCCUGGUUAUUGACGCAAGAGUGAAUAUUUGUAUUCAGCAGGAGACUCUAAAAAAAAUGAAUGCUAUGCUUGACAAAAUGCCUCAAGAAGCCAGGAAAAUACUCUCUAACCAAGAAAUGUUAAUUCUCAUGAGUAGUAUGGGAGAAAGGAUUUUAGAUGCUGGAGAUUAUGACUUACAAGUAGGUAUCGUAGAAGCACUAUGUAGAAUGACUACAGAAAAACAAAGACAAGAACUGGCAUGUCAGUGGUUUUCAAUGGAUUUUAUUGCUAAUGCAUUUAAAGGAAUUAAAGACUCUGAAUUUGAAACAGAUUGCAGAGUAUUUCUCAACCUUGUAAAUGGCAUGCUUGGAGACAAGAGAAGGGUCUUUACAUUUCCUUGUAUAUCAGCAUUUCUUGAUAAAUAUGAGUUGCAGAUACCUUCAGAUGAAAAACUUGAGGAAUUUUGGAUAGAUUUUAAUCUUGGGAGCCAGACUCUAUCAUUCUACAUUGCUGGAGAUAAUGAUGAUCAUCAGUGGGAAGCAGUGAUUGUGCCUGAGGAUAAAGUACAAAUAUACAGCAUUGAAGUGAGAGAAUCGAAGAAGCUGCUGACCAUAAUUCUGAAAAACAUAGUAAAAAUUAGUAAAAGAGAAGGGAAAGAAUUGCUUUUGUAUUUUGAUGCAUCAUUAGAAAUCACUAGUGUGACACAAAAAAUUUUUGGUGCACAUAAAUAUAGGGAAUUUACCAGAAAACAGGGUAUUUCGGUUGCCAAAACAUCUGUGCAUAUACUUUUUGAUGCAAGUGGAUCACAGAUUCUAGUGCCAGAAAGUCAAGUCUCACCCACCGAAGAGGAACUCACUACUUUGAAAGAAAAACCUAACUCCCAAAAGGAAUUUGCUAAACCUCCGAAAUAUAUCAAAAACUGUAAUCAAGGAGACAGAAAGAAUAGUCAGCUUGAGAUAAUUACUCCUAGCAAAAGAAAAAUGUCUGAAGCAUCAAUGAUUGUUCCUGGUGCAGACAGAUACACUGUGAGAAGUCCAAUUCUUUUAAUCAACACAUCACCACCACGAAGAGGAAGAAUUAAACCACCACUGCAAAUGAUGAGUUCUACAGAAAAACCUGAUACACCUAAAACAUCAGAAAGUGGAGUGGAUAAUGCUGUAUUUCUUAUAUCUAGACCAUCUGAAGGAAGAAAUAGUGGAGAUAAUACAGACAAACAUAUCAAAAUGGCUAAAGUUGUAAAGAAGACAGAAAAUAAGGUUGUUGAAUUCCCAAACCAAAAUAUGAAUGACCUGCAGGAUAUUGUUCCAGAUUCCCAGGCAGUGGAGAAAAUAGAUAAACCUGUGUUACGUGGUGUUUUGGACAACAUCCGUGGGGAAAAGAUGCCCUCCAAAUGGUCCUGUUGGACUCCUGUAACAAAUAUUAAUCUGUGUAAUAACCAAAGAGCAGAUACUUCAUCAGGAGACAUACUCAGUCAAGAUGUUACUGUGAACAAAAAACUUAGGAAACAAAAAUCAUCCUCUUCAAUAUCUGAGGAUAAUUCUGAAGAAACAGAAAAGAUGCACUAUAAGAAAAAAACAAUGCAGCAUAACAAAAUAGAGAAAGCAAAAGUAGGAGUGUGCAAAAGAGACACUCAGCAACGACUAAAUCGUGCUAAACAUUCGGAGCAGAAAAAUACUGAAAAUACCAAGCAAAGUGAUUGGCAUAUUGAAUCUGCAACUACUUUUAAGUCCGUUCUCCUAAAUAAGACAGUUGAAGAAUCUCUGAUCUAUAGGAAGAAAUACAUACUGUCAAAAGAUGUGAAUACUGCUAUUUGUGAUAAAAGCCCUUCUCCUAGAAAAAAUGUGAAAAGUCAUAGAAAAGCAGGGAAAAGAUUAACAUCUGAACUUAAUUCCUGGGAUUUGAAACAAAAAAAAAUGAGAGGAAAGUCAAAAGAGAAAGGAUUUACUGAUGCAGCAGAAUCCUUGAUAAACCAAAUUAAUAAGAGGUAUAAACCAAAGGAUGACAUAAAGUCUACAAGAAAAUUCAAGGAGUCUUUGAUUGACAGUGGUUUUUCAAACAAAUCUGAUCUACAGCUCAGUAAGGAAAAGGUUCAGAAAAAAAGUUAUAGACAACUGAAGACUACUUUUGUUAAUGUUACUUCUGAAUGCCCAUUGAAUGAUGUUUACAAUUUUAAUUUGAAUGGAGCUGAUGAGCCUAUUAUAAAACUUGGAAUCCAGGAAUUUCAAGCUACAGCUACAGAAGCCUGUUUGGAUAAUUCAAUAAAAUUGAUAGGUUUAAGGAAUCAUGAUGAACUUGAAACUUCUCUCAAAACAAAAGAUAAAAGAAUUGUAACAAAUCCUAAAAAGAAAAAUCUCUUUAGUGAUACUGACACAGAAUACAGAUGUGAUGACAGCAAGACUGAUGUUAGCUGGCUAAAGGAACCAAAAUCAAAACCACAGCUAGUAGACUAUAGCAGAAAUAAAAAUGUGAAGAAACCUAAAAGUGGGAAAUCAAGAUCAUCUUUAGAAAGGGGUCAACCAAGAUCUAAAGUGACACCCAACAAAAACAUCACCAAAAAGGUAGAGGAGACAGUUCCAGAUGGGAGAACCAGACUUCCACGAAGAGCGGCAAAAACCAAAAAAAAUUAUAAAGAUCUUUCAAAUUCAGAAUCAGAGAGUGAACAAGAAUUUUCACAUUCGUUUAAAGAGAAAUUGCUAGUAAAGGAGGAGAAUAUCCAUUCCAGAAGCAAAACCAUGAAGCUUCCAAAGAAACAAAAGAACACCUUCUCUGCUGAAACACAAAAGGAUAUAUCAAAAGGAUGGAAAAAUUCAGCUCUCCUAAAAGAUGCUAUAAGGGAUAAUAGCCUUGGCUUAUCUCCUAUAUCCUUAUCCGGGAGCCCGUCAUCUAUAGAAGUAAUGAGAUGUAUAGAGAAAAUAAGAGAAAGGGAUUUUACUCAGGAUUAUGACCGUGUAACAAAAUCCCUAUCACCUUCUCCAAAAACUUCAUCACCUGAAUCCUUAAGCAGUAAAUACAGAGUUGGAGGUCCAAAAAAGUCGCCUAAAAACAGUGAUAAAAAUUUAUGUGCAAGAGAAAGUUGCUCGCCAAUUCCACGAUCCUUCUUGUUGCCCAGGCUCACUCCAAUUAAUAAUACUGUUGUGAAUGGAAAAAACAGAAAUUCUGUGGUACUUACACAAGACAAUUGCAACAACUACUCAGAUGUAAGCAUUUAUAGUUCAGAAAAAGUUGAUGAAGUUGAACUUGCAAACAAUGAAAAUCCUAUACAAAGCAAUAGAGGUUUAAAGGGUAGUAUAACCAUCCAACUUAAACUAAGAUUGUUCUUACAAGAAUCAGAUUACUGGCCUUUAAUAAUUGGAAGUCAUUCCGCAUCUCCAUUAUCCCUGUCUAGUGAAGAAAGAGAGCAAAUAUGGUGUGACAUGCCUUGUGACUCUCCUCAUGUGUCAGGCCCUACACAGCAUCUUAGUCGCAAACGAAUGUACAUUGAAGAUAAUCUAAGUAAUGCUGAUGAAAUACAAUUGGAAGAGGAGGAGGAAGGGAGAGCAUACUUGCUUCCCAAAAAACUGUCUAAAACCGAAGAUAGAGAUCAUCACACUUACAAAGUGUCUGGAAGCAUAUCUCCAUUAUCAACAAAUGACUUUUCUAUCCGUGGGGAGAGCUGGGAAAGUGAGAUCUCAGGGCUAGGGGUGAUGUGCGAAAGCCUCAACAUAGAUUUUAGAAGGAAGUUUCAUAUCCGCCAAAAAAUGAUGGAUUAUUUUACUAAGCAAUCUUGGAAAACAGCUCAACAACAUCUGAACACAAUGAACCAUCAGAUUCAGGAGUAUAGGAUCAAAAAACUUGAUAAGUUCCAAUUCAUCAUCAUAGAGGAGCUGGAGAAUUUUGAAAAAGAUUCACAGUCUUUAAAAGAUUUGGAGAAGGAGUUUGUGGAUUUCUGGGAGAAGACAUUUCAGAAGUUCAGUGCCUAUCAAAAAAGUGAACAGCAGAGGCUUCACCUUUUGAAAGCGUCACUGGACAAAAAUGUCUUCUACAACACUGAUUAUGAAGACACUGUUUUUACAUCUGAGAUGUGUUCGAUGAAAGAAAACAUGAAAAUGCUGCAAGACAGGCUCCUGAAGGAAACACAAGAAGAGGAGCUUCUUAAUGUACGCAGAGGACUGAUGUCAUUAUUCAUGGCUCAUGAAAGAAAUGUUCGUGUGUGAUGUCUAGUUGUUACCAAGUUUUAUCCACUUAUUCCUUUUUGUGUAUAACAGGAAAUACCAGAGUAGCCCUACAAAGAGAAAAAUACACAUGUCACCCAGGGAAGAGUGCUUUUGUAGGAGCCUCCAAAUCCAAAGAAAUGUCGUCUUAUGGAUGAGAAAGAACUACUUUAACAUGACUCCAACCUCAAGAGACUUCUUUCUAUAGAAUAUUACUCUUCUUUUAAAGAGAAAUUUUUGGGAAACCAAACAGUAAUAGGCAUUUGCUCGUUUUUGUAGUACUAUUUACAUUGCACAAAUCUUACCAAGUUAACUAUACUCAUAAAACUAGUUUAAUAAAGUUUAUCAUAUAAAAUAUAUUUUAAAUGAAUACAGACUAAAUAGAAGGUAUUACUAGUUCAGAAUAUACUACAUGUAAUAAAAAUUUAGCCAUGCUGAGAAAGGGGAGAAGGCUCGGAUUUAAAAUGGUUCCCUGAGUGUAAGUCGGUACUUUGAGCACAUCGUGGGAGAGUGUGUUUAUUCAGUUAUGGCUCCAGUUACUUUAUUGUCCGAACAUCUCUUCACUCCUAAGCAGGCUGUUUUGACCAGUACUUUUUAAGCUCCUAAUAGUCAUUAUAAUAGUAUCUUGCUAAAAUAUAAAAAUAUACAUUUGUUUUAAUUGUAUAUUAAAGUUGAAAUAAAUGCUCUGUGACUUGAAUAUUAUAGUUAUUUUAUGAACACUGGAUCAAACAAAAAUCUGAACUGAAGCAGGAUAGUAAGCAGCCUCACUCCCUAUUGCUGGCCUGCAGAAGGGUAGCCGAGUGUGGGAAUACUACCAGUAUUUAAGUACAGUGGUAAAAGUGGCUUUCUUAGUCUAGCCAAGCAGAGGAAUUCAGUUAUUGG
Molecule: messenger RNA, 6533 nt
Organism: Mirounga angustirostris (Northern elephant seal)
Lineage: Eukaryota; Metazoa; Chordata; Mammalia; Carnivora; Phocidae
Gene: SYCP2
Product: synaptonemal complex protein 2
Biological process (GO): male meiotic nuclear division; mitotic G1 phase; female meiotic nuclear division
Cellular component (GO): lateral element; condensed chromosome, centromeric region
Source: RefSeq, a predicted model, not a curated record